GAUGGGCACCCUCACAGAUAUCGUAGAGCUGCGAACGAGGAAGGGAUUCUCCGCUAACCAGUGAACCAUUUUUCUGUCGUCAAACGGAUCAAGCUUUUUGUGAGACUUGGAUCGAUCACAAAAAGCGGGAUUCGCUUUUCGCAUAGGAAUUGGCCUGACGAGGAGCCGGCACAUCAUUUUUUUCCACGCAGCUACGUCUCCCCGAAAAUCCGAGAUAGAAGAGGACGAAAUCGUAAAGGGCGCACGAGGACACUAAUUGACUCCUACAUGCAUCGUCGUUGUUCACUAAGAUGAAUACAGAUACCACAACAAUGGAGGAAAUGCAUCAACCACCGCAGGUCGGGCCUACUAACAUGAUGCCUGGUGUGGGUGGCGUUCCUAAUCAUUCUAAUAAUGCCAAUCGUCGUAAUAGAGUUCGUGUAUCAUUACAUGCCAUGAUGUUAGAGAAACUUCCAUUACACGAGGCGGCACGUUUAGAAAUGAAGUCGUUACCCAGCAAAACACCUGUCUCUGUUCUUCAGGAAUUGCUUUCCCGUAGAGGCACAAUACCCAAGUAUGAACUCGUCCAAAUCGAGGGAGCUAUUCACGAGCCUACGUUUCGAUAUAGAGUCACUGUUACCGAUGUCGUUGACCCAAUUGUUUCAGCAAUGGGGACCGGCAGAUCCAAGAAAGAAGCUAAACACGCUGCUGCAAAAUCUGUGUUGGAUAAAUUAAUUGGAGUGAAUACCGAUGGUGUAGAAUCGCCAAUUCCAAAUAGUUUACCCGACUCACAAAAUUUACAAGAACUGCAGACAUAUGGCGAGGAGAAAAUAGUGAAUAACCCAAUCGGAGCCUUACAAGAAAUGUGUAUGUCGCGCCACUGGCCACCACCAAAAUAUUCGAUGGAGGGUGAAGAAGGUUUACCUCAUGAGCGACAAUUUACUAUUGUUUGUUCAAUUCUAAAAUAUCGCGAAGUUGGUCAAGGCAAAAGUAAAAAGGUCGCCAAGAGGCACGCCGCUCAUAAGAUGUGGCAAGCUUUACAUGAAAUGAAUAACCAAGCUCCCAGCGUAGAUGAGGAUGAGAUUGUGCAAAGAAACGCAAAUGUGAACGCCCGUUAUGCCGAUCUGAAAGGUAGCAAAAUUUCAACACUGACAACAAUACAUAGUAUCCAAGUUUCGAAAUUUCACAAGAGUCUCAAGUCGUCCACAGGUGUUAAGCUUUUCCAACUGCAGAACACUUGUUUCAACGACGGGGAUGUAAAUUUGGUACAAUUUUUACAAGAAAUUGCGUCAGAGCAGCAGUUUGAAGUAACCUAUGUUGAUAUUGAAGAGAAAUCUAUCAGUGGUAAAUUCCAGUGCCUUGUGCAACUGUCUACCCUGCCAGUGGCAGUUUGCUAUGGUUGCGGGGCGACUAGUAAAGAUGCUCAAGCCAGUGCUGCUCAAAAUGCCCUGGAAUAUCUGAAAAUCAUGACCAAGAAGUGAGCCAGCGCUUUGCUCCUGCCAGU
Messenger RNA from Mycetomoellerius zeteki, 1483 nucleotides. RefSeq names its product RISC-loading complex subunit tarbp2. Gene Ontology annotation, biological process: regulation of regulatory ncRNA processing; siRNA processing. The transcript is spliced from 8 exons. The record is from RefSeq and is a predicted model, not a curated record. Gene Ontology annotation, molecular function: double-stranded RNA binding; siRNA binding. Gene Ontology annotation, cellular component: RISC complex; RISC-loading complex; nucleus. NCBI's taxonomy places the organism in Eukaryota, Metazoa, Arthropoda, Insecta, Hymenoptera, Formicidae. The coding region runs from base 291 to 1460 and encodes 389 amino acids.